AGAGCUUAUUGAAGGAUCCCUAAGCUAAAUAAGCGGAGAGUGCAGUAGAGUGAGAAAAUACGUGACCAACCUAGAUUGUGAAUUUGUGAGUUGUAAGCAGUCUCGACUGUCUGGCAAUUGAAUUAAUUGAUAGUUGUGUAUUACCAGUGCGUGAUCAUGGCCACGACAAUUCACAAUACGUCGAAAUUUAUACAGAGGCUACAUCGAGCAUGUCAGAGGUCCUUCUCAGAUGCGUCUCUUCCAAAAAUAACCACCCACUAUACAGUGAUACCCAGAGAAACAGAUUCACGAUGGAAAGAUGUCAACAUGGAAAGGUAUGUCGAUGAAACAGAUAUCUUGAUAGUGGGCGGUGGUCCUGCAGGAAUGUCUGCAGCUAUUCGAGCGCGACAAUUAGCUGAACAGCAUGGAAAAGAGUUACGUGUAACGCUAGUAGAAAAGGCAUCAGCCAUUGGGGGACAUAUUCUUAGUGGUGCUUGCAUAGAUCCAAUUGCUUUGAAUGAACUAUUUCCCAAUUGGAAGGAAUUGGGUGCUCCUCUGACUACACCAGUUACACAAGAUAAGUUUGGAUUCUUGACAGAAAAAGGGCGAAUUCCAAUACCUGUUUUAAAAGGGAUGCCCAUGGACAAUCAUGGAAAUUACGUCGUCAGGUUGGGACACGUUGUCGCUUGGCUUGGUGAGCAGGCUGAGGCAGCUGGAGUUGAAUUAUAUCCUGGUUAUGCAGCAGCUGAAAUACUUUAUAACGAAGAUGGCUCAGUAAAAGGUGUGGCUACUAAUGAUGUUGGUAUUGCCAAAGAUGGUUCGCCCAAAGAAACGUUCGAAAGGGGUAUGGAACUUCAUGCCAAGUGUACUAUCUUUGCUGAAGGGUGCCAUGGCCAUUUGGCCAAACAAUUGUUCAAGAAAUUCAACCUUCGAGAAAAAUGUGAGCCACAGACCUAUGGGAUUGGACUCAAAGAGAUUUGGGAAAUCGAUGCUGCCAAACACAGGCCAGGAGCAGUUGAACACACCAUUGGCUGGCCAUUGGACAAGAAUACUUACGGCGGGUCAUUUUUGUAUCACUUGAAGGAGGAAACUCCAUUAGUUGCAGUUGGUUUUGUAGUUGGAUUAGAUUAUAGCAAUCCAUAUUUGAGUCCAUUCAAAGAAUUCCAAAGAUUUAAACACCAUCCGUCUGUUAAACCGACCUUUGAAGGAGGAAAAAGAAUAGCGUAUGGAGCCAGAGCGUUGGUUGAGGGUGGCCUACAGGCCAUUCCUAAGCUACAAUUUCCUGGAGGUUGUUUGGUUGGCUGUACAGCUGGCUUCUUGAAUGUUCCUAAAAUCAAAGGUACUCAUAAUGCCAUGAAGAGUGGUAUGUUAGCUGCCGAAAGCGUGAUAGAAGCAAUUGUCGACGCUGAGACAAACACUUCACCGACGCAGGGUCUAGAACCAAAGAGUUACACGGAUAAAAUUAACAGUAGUUGGAUCUACAAGGAAUUGAAAGCUGUUAGAAAUUGCAGACCAAGUUUCCACUCCCCAUUGGGGCUUUAUGGUGGCGUUGCAUAUUCGGGUAUUUCUAUUCUACUUGGUGGGAGGGAACCAUGGACACUAUCUCAUGGAGCUCCAGACUAUACAAGACUCAAAUCUGCAUCUGAGAGUACUCCAAUUGAAUAUCCGAAACCAGAUAACGAAAUUUCCUUUGAUUUGUUAUCUUCGGUUGCUCUUACCGGUACAAAUCAUGAGGGUGAUCAACCGGCACAUCUCACUCUCAAAGACGAUACUGUACCGGUCAAACAUAAUUUAGCUGUGUACGAUGGACCAGAAGGCAGAUUUUGCCCAGCUGGUGUCUAUGAGUACGUUCCUCUUGAAGACGGAUCUGGACAAAGGUUACAAAUUAAUGCACAAAAUUGUAUACACUGCAAGACGUGUGACAUUAAGGAUCCAACGCAAAAUAUCAACUGGGUAGUUCCAGAAGGUGGCGGCGGCCCUGCGUACAACGGAAUGUAAAUGCAACUUUCAUAGGUAUAAUUUAUACAAAUGUUCGUCGAUUGGCAAAUCAUAUAAGCAUCAAACAUUCUUUGUAUAGACAUGCGGUAAUAAUAGAAACUAAACAUAACUGUCUCAGUCUAGGUAGGUAAAAUUGUAUGCACAUAGAUUUCGCAGCUAACAAAAUUUCCGGUUACAUUUGAAUAUUGAUUAAUGAAAAUUUCGCUACGAAGCUGUUUCUUUACCGCAGUGCCUAACUUCAUGAAUUCAGUGAAAUUUAAAUCAAGGCAAGGACUUUAUAAAUGAAUAAAAUUGUCAUUAAAAUCCAUAGAACCGUCCGAUUGUCGAGGAUAUUUGCAAGCACUUCAAUGCAAGUAUGUAGUUUUAGUGUAAAAUAUAAUCUGUAUGACAUCAUUUUAUACCUGAUGAUGUGAUCCACAUACAAGGUCAUUUAUAUUCUAAUAUUACUACUACUAAUACUGAACAUCUGGGAUGUGUUCUAAAACAUUUAACAAGAUUUGGGGUAGUGCGUGCAGCCUGUGAUUAUUUUGAAAGGUGCUUCUGUGAUUGGGAGCAGCGCUGUGCGACAACGUUCAAUAUUUUUUUAGCCCUAGAAAACCAAUUGAAGACGAACUAACUAGAUCCAGUAAAAUAAAGUGAAAAUUGGUGUUACUGUAAUUCCAAGUACCUACUAUAAAUGUUUUGGAAUUAGGAAACCACUUGUAUGUACAUAUGUAUACCAUAGGAAAUAGUUUAAGUAUAUGAAUUGAAGUUAUUUUUCGAAAUCAUGUGAUUCUACAUUCUGAUGUAUGAUAUAUAUUUUGAUAAUCGAUUGGAUAUUACCUAUCAGAUUGUCCCAUCAAGAUUAACUGAACACACCUAUAGGAAUCUUGCUUAAAAUUUAAAAACCAUAUAUGUAAAUAAUUAAUGUGCAAUUUCCACGAUUUCAUGUCUUGUUCGCUGAAUCGUGAAUAAAUAUUUUUAUACCGGAAUACAACUUCUUUGAAAUGA
Athalia rosae (coleseed sawfly) is the source of this 2967-nucleotide messenger RNA. RefSeq names its product electron transfer flavoprotein-ubiquinone oxidoreductase, mitochondrial (gene Etf-QO). Gene Ontology annotation, cellular component: mitochondrial inner membrane. The record is from RefSeq and is a predicted model, not a curated record. Lineage: Eukaryota; Metazoa; Arthropoda; Insecta; Hymenoptera; Athaliidae. Gene Ontology annotation, biological process: electron transport chain. Gene Ontology annotation, molecular function: electron-transferring-flavoprotein dehydrogenase activity; iron-sulfur cluster binding. Bases 157 to 1977 code for a protein of 606 amino acids. The transcript is spliced from 8 exons.